Rana temporaria (common frog) is the source of this 3189-nucleotide messenger RNA. It is a transcript of the gene ARNT, whose product is annotated as aryl hydrocarbon receptor nuclear translocator. Lineage: Eukaryota; Metazoa; Chordata; Amphibia; Anura; Ranidae. The transcript has 21 exons. Gene Ontology annotation, cellular component: cytoplasm; transcription regulator complex; nucleus. Gene Ontology annotation, biological process: regulation of transcription by RNA polymerase II. The record is from RefSeq and is a predicted model, not a curated record. Gene Ontology annotation, molecular function: protein dimerization activity; DNA-binding transcription factor activity, RNA polymerase II-specific; RNA polymerase II cis-regulatory region sequence-specific DNA binding. The coding region runs from base 216 to 2501 and encodes 761 amino acids.
UACCCACUACCAGCGCUGAUUGGACAGAAGUGGUGCCGGUCAUGUGAGCAGGCCACGCCUCAGCCUUGGCGGGGUAGGUUGCGCUGUACGAGCCAUAUCCCCCCGUUUAGUUUUGGGGGAAAAAAAAAGAAGCGGAGAAUAGGAUCGUGUCCGCCAUCUUGUUACCGGGCACCCGGAGGGCGGAGCGGAAAGGUCGGGAGGAUAAAGGAGGCGGGAUGGCCGCUGCUGCACAUCAAGAGAUGGCGUCCGAUGUCUCACCUCUGGGAGUGGCCUCAGGAAAUCCAGGUUCUAGCGCACAGGCUGGAGGGUCCAUGGUGCAGAGGGCAAAUAAGCGGCACGCUGGGUUGGAUUUUGAUGAUGACGACGAUUCCAGCAAUAAAUUCCUCAGGUGUGAUGAUGACCAGCUUCCGAAUGACAAGGAGAGGUUUGCAAGGGAGAACCACAGCGAGAUUGAGCGAAGGAGGAGAAACAAAAUGACAGCGUACAUCACAGAACUGUCCGACAUGGUGCCCACCUGCAGUGCCCUGGCACGCAAGCCAGACAAGCUCACCAUCUUACGCAUGGCAGUGUCUCAUAUGAAGUCUCUGAGGGGUACUGGAAACACAUCCACAGAUGGCACCUAUAAACCAUCCUUCUUGACUGAUCAGGAGUUGAAGCAUCUCAUCUUGGAAGCUGCGGAUGGUUUCUUGUUUGUGGUAUCCUGUGAGACGGGUCGGAUUGUCUAUGUGUCCGAUUCAGUGACUCCAGUUCUCAAUCAGCCCCAGUCUGAGUGGUUUGGGAGCUCCAUGUAUGACCAGGUCCAUCCAGAUGAUGUGGACAAGCUGCGGGAGCAGUUAUCUACAGCAGAGAAUGCCAUGACAGGCCGCAUUUUGGAUUUGAAGACUGGCACAGUAAAGAAAGAGGGUCAGCAGUCUUCUAUGAGGAUGUGUAUGGGAUCUCGUAGGUCGUUUAUCUGUAGGAUGAGGUGUGGAAACACUGCGGUUGACCCCACCUCCAUGAACAGGCUGACUUUUUUGAGGAACAGAUGCAGAAACGGCCUGGGCCCACCCAAGGACGGGGAGCCGCAGUUUGUGGUUGUACACUGCACAGGGUAUAUCAAAGCUUGGCCACCUGCAGGUGUUUCCUUACCAGAUGAUGACCAGGAAACUGGACAGAGCAACAAGUUCUGCCUGGUUGCUAUUGGCAGAUUGCAGGUAACAAGCGCUCCUAACUGUACAGAUAUGAAUAGCGUAUGCCAGCCAAUAGAGUUCAUCUCCCGGCACAACGUCAGUGGCAUGUUCACGUUUGUUGACCAUCGGUGUGCUUCCACUGUGGGCUACCAACCACAGGAACUCCUAGGGAAGGACAUAGUGGAGUUUGCCCACCCAGAAGACCAGCAACUUCUCAGAGACAGUUUACAGCAGGUGGUGAAAUUAAAAGGCCAGGUGCUGUCUGUUAUGUUUCGGUUUCGGUCCAAAAACCGUGAUUGGUUGCUGAUGAGAACCAGCUCCUUUACCUUUCAGAACCCGUACUCUGAUGAAAUAGAAUAUAUCAUCUGCACAAAUACCAACGUCAAGAAUACCAGUCAGGAAGCACGAUCUUCUCUCUCCAGCACUAUGCCAAGGCCUCCACUAAGUCAGACUAUCUCUCACCCUCUGGAAAUGGGCCCAGGGCAGCUUGCCACCAGACAACAGCCUCCGCCACAAGCAGACCUGGAUGUUGUAAGCAGCAGGGAUAAUCUGGGCACAUACAACCAUACACAGGUUCCAGUUCAGCCAGUGGUGUCAGCAGUUUCUGACCAUAACAAAGCCCUUGAAAAAUCUGAUUCCCUCUAUGGCCAGGAGAGAGAUCCCAGGUUUGCUGAAAUCUACGGUGGCAUCAACACAGACCAGAAUAAAGCACUCAACCCCAGCGGAGUCCCUGUCAACCAGCAGCUCUUCCCACAAGCCAGCACUUUCCCCCCAGCCCCUCGUCCCGUGGAUAACUUCAGGAAUAGUUCAAUGGUGCCACCAGCCAACAUAAUCCAGCAGCCUGUAUCUGCUGGCCAGAUCCUGGCUCAGAUAUCUCGGCACACAAGCCCAACACAAGUCACCGGGACCAACUGGAGCUCCGCCGCAAGGCCGACCUUCACAGCACAGACAAGAAAGACCCAGUCUCCUCCAUUUGGUAUGGGAAACUUCCAGACGGCAACAGCCAACUUCAGUCCAUUGUCCUCCCAGAGUUCCACAUCCUCUCCAGCUGGAUCUGCCUAUCCUAACCUGGCCAGCAGGGCCAACAGCUUUGCUACAGAGGUGGGACAGCCGCGGGUGCCAUUCCAGACGCGGGCAGCCGAUGCAGUAGGAGUUUGGCCACAGUGGCAGAAUCAGCACCAUGGACCGAACACCGCAGACACACAUGUCCAACCACAAGCUAGCCAAUCGGAAGUUUUCCCCGACAUGCUGUCCAUGCUGGGAGACCAGACCUCAAGCUACAACAGCGAAGAGUUUUCCGAGCUCAACAUGUUCCAGUCUUUUGCAGAGUAGAAAACUGUGUUUCUAGCACACAAAAUGAAACCCAGGUGCCUGUAAACUGAGCUUCCGCCUCUCUUUCAUGAAGUCCGCUCGAUUCUCAACCUUGAGUAAAGGAACUGUGACCGUACCAUUUGUGGUAAGAAGAGUGGAAAUAAACGAGAAGGAGCUCAGAUCCAGAGCUUGGGAGGAAGACGCACAAGACAUCACAAAACUGCCUUCCUUGUGAACCUCAGGAGAUGUCACUACGAAGCUCUCCGGCCCUCACCAGCUUUAAUUAUCACGUGUCGUGCCACCAAAUUUAUGUUCUACAAAACCUUCUUCCUCCCAGGAACACCUCAAUACUUGUCAGCCAGAACACAUUUCAUUUUUUCUAAUAAGAAGACCCUAAAAUCUGACGUUUUUAGGCUCAAUCAGGGAUACGAUUUGCAUAGGAUAAUCACAAUUGUAGUAGGUGCCUUUUUAAAAAAAUGUCAGGACAGGAAACGAUCGUUCGCUAGAGAAAACAUCUAUUAUAUCUUUACUACUACCUGAGGCAUUCUCUUUACCCCCGCGGUAGGCUAAAAUGACUAUACGCAGGUGAGACAUUAAAUGUCCACCAUAUUCUGCUUUAUUAGUUUAUUAAUUUAACGCUUUGGCUUACAAGUGGAUUUAUCGUUGUCUUGCACCUCAGCUAGAAGCAAAAAGGUCUGGGGGAAAAAAA